Messenger RNA from Scutellospora calospora, 426 nucleotides. Lineage: Eukaryota; Fungi; Glomeromycota; Glomeromycetes; Diversisporales; Gigasporaceae. The record is from the annotation of a GenBank genome assembly.
AUGAAUUCAAUAUUAUAUAUUUCAAAUUUUACAGAUAAAUAUAUUCAAGUUCAAGUUAAACAAAAUGAUCAAAACUUACCUAUUAUAUGUAAAUCUAUAGAUAAUAUAGAUAUUCCAUAUCUAUUUCCAAAUUAUACUAUUGAUAAAACUAAAGAAUAUAAUAUUUUUUAUAAAGAUAAAUUAUUAUAUAAUAUCAAACUAAUUAAAUAUUUUGGAAAUAUUAAUUAUGCAUUUUGGAAAUGUAUUACUCUUGAUAAACAAAUAUAUUUAGGAUUAUAUGAACUGGCUAAAAAAAUAAAUAUUUCAGAUAUUAUAAUAUGUAUUUAUGAAAAACAAGAAGAUAAAUACAAAGAAAAUAUUAAAAAGAUAAAUUUAUAUGGAGAUAAAUAUUUUAAUAUUAGUGAAAUUGGAUAUAUAAAUUUUUAA